AUGGCAGAACACGAACACGAUCACGAUUUUCAUACGGGCGAUGCUGGUGCUGCUACAACAUAUCCGAAGCAGUGCUCUGCUCUUCGCAAAAAUGAAAACGUUAUGCUCAAAGGCCGUCCGUGUAAGGUUGUUGAAAUGAGCACUUCAAAAACUGGUAAGCACGGACAUGCCAAAGUUCAUCUUGUUGGCUUGGAUAUCUUCACUGGCAAGAAAUUGGAAGAUAUUUGUCCAUCUACUCAUAAUAUGGAUGUUCCUGUAGUGAAGCGUAAAGAAUAUCAGCUCCUAUCAAUAAAUGAUGAUGGUUAUGUCAGCUUGAUGGAUCUAGAUACGUGUGAAACAAAAGAUGACUUGAAGUUACCUGAGGGUGACUUGGGAGAUCAAAUCAAACAGGCAUAUGAAAAAGACGAGAAUGGAAUAUUAUGUCUCGUUGUUGCUGCUUGCGGUGAGGAAGCGAUACUCGGUUAUAAGAAUAUGCCGAACAAGGAAGAAAAAUGA
Molecule: messenger RNA, 495 nt
Organism: Brugia pahangi
Lineage: Eukaryota; Metazoa; Nematoda; Chromadorea; Rhabditida; Onchocercidae
Source: the annotation of a GenBank genome assembly